CACAGUUCCCAGGCGCCCGUCUGACACGCGUUAUGUGCUCGAUGCCCAGGAUUUUCGUCGCAGCUGGCCGGAUGACAACGACGUAACAUCAUGGCGGAUAACGACAAGAAGCCGAUGUCACGUUUAAUGAAACUCGCCAACAAGUUUAACUGCUUCUACCUGUCAGGCUUACAUGCAGGAGAAUGCAGGGCUUUUGUUGUCGAUGGACAGCAAGUUGGACUUGUACGUCCAGAUGUGAUGAAAGAGAUAUUGAAUCAUCCUCAAGUGUUUCAAGUACAUCCCGAAUAUGUGCAAUUAAAUCCAGCCUUUCGGGAUUACACUGAAAGAAGUGCGCGGGUCGAUGAAGUGUUGAGGGAAUGGAUGGCUAGUGGAAAAUUUGUGACAUUACGAGGCUGGAGAGAGGAAUGUCAUGAAGUGCGUGCACAAUUUAAUACACAACCGUUGUUUAAGAUGGAUCGCUCGGCUACAUGUUUAUUUGGAAUUCGGAAAUACGGAGUGGAUAUAAACGGCUAUGUAAUGGACCCUGUCAAAGGUUUGUCAAUAUGGUUACAAAAGCGUAGUCCGGACAAACAAACAUGGCCGUCAUACUGGGAUAGCAUGGUGAGCGGUGGAUUGAGUGUUGGUUACGGUAUAAAUGAAACCGCGAUAAAAGAGGCCGGCGAGGAAGCUGGCAUUCCGAAUCAUCUUAUUGCCAAACUUAAGAGCGCCGGCUGCGUAUCGUUCUUCUUCGAAAGUGAGAGGGGUCUGUUUCCCAAUACGGAAUUUGUAUAUGAUCUUGAACUGCCGCCCGACUUCGUACCAAACAAUAGCGACGGAGAAGUGGAGACCUUCGAAUUACUCCCCGUUAGUGAAUGCUUAGAGAGGAUACUUUCCCCACAUUUCAAAACCACUUCUGUACCAGUUGCCCUUGACUUCUUAAUUAGACAUGGAUACAUUACAGCAGAGAAUGAGCCUAACUUUAUACAGAUUGUGGAGUUACUCCAUGUACCUCUGCAGACUAUGUACAAUCAUCGACACAAAGCUAGUAAUAGAAUGGCUAAUGGCGAAGCGAUCGGAGCUUUAGAAAAAGUUUAAGUUUUGUUAGGCUCUUAAUUUAUACUGUGCUAAUGGCUAUGAAUUGAAUGAAAUGAAUGAGGUUCCUUUUCUGUUUCUUUAUUGGACAAGUAUUGAGAAAUAUUACACAGUUGUACACAUGUAAGACGCAAAGAACUUUUUGAUAAUUUAUAAAAAUCAUAAUUUAUAAAGAGACCUAUGAAUUCACAGAUAAAACAUAUACUUAUCGAGCUGGCCAUAUUUCUGCAUUCAUUUUAAGACUGUUUUAAUUUUUCAUAUCUUGUGUAUUAACAACGAAAAAGAAAAACUCAGUACGCUUUAUUAACUGCAUCAAUAAUAACAUGAGAAUUUUAUAACAUUUUUCGCUUAUCUAUACAAGUUUGUGUGUUUCUUAAAAAAGUAACUACAAAUUUUUACAAAUCUUUUGUAUGACGGAGCAAAAUGCAUACUAGUGAUAUCAUUUGACUCGACAAAAUUUUAAGGAUAAUUUCUUCCAUCUACAUCUUUCAUUUUUUCUAUGAGAAGAUAAGUUUUACAAAUAAUGCUAUAUUGAGAUAUUUUUUCAGCUUAACCUGCCAUUAUUUAGCACAAUGAAGUCGUAUACCAAUUACAUUAUUAUCGUGCUUGUCAACUGAACAGAUACAUUGUAAUAAAAGCAAAUGAUGAUUAAAUGAAAUUGACUUACGGUAUACAUUGCAGUCGAAACAAAAUUCCAGUAUUGUGAACACAGCAUUCCAGAGAAUAAUUUUGUCGAUAAUAUUGCGUUUAAGGACUGAAAGAUUUUUUUAAAUAAUUAUAAUUAAUAUCUUUACAUAUAUAUUAAAACUUGCAGCACGUAGCUUGGAAUUAUCAAUGCGAGACAGUCUGCAUAACACUAAGAUCACAUUUACAGUAUUAUAAGAAUGAAUAUACCAUGUACUUUUUUAGUAAGACAAAAAAUUUACAGUCUGAUCAUGUGCUGACUUUGUUCAAUUGAAUUUUAUCAUCAAACUCUUAAUCACUUAGCAUCUUUCUUUACUAGUGAUUUUUUAAAGAAGGCUCGAAGACAUUUAUAUUAUUUAUCUUAAGCAUAUGCUAAUAUUUUAUAAAUUUAAUU
Temnothorax curvispinosus is the source of this 2149-nucleotide messenger RNA. RefSeq lists its product as uncharacterized. Lineage: Eukaryota; Metazoa; Arthropoda; Insecta; Hymenoptera; Formicidae. Gene Ontology annotation, molecular function: 8-oxo-dGDP phosphatase activity. The record is from RefSeq and is a predicted model, not a curated record. The transcript has 5 exons. The coding region runs from base 91 to 1074 and encodes 327 amino acids.